Molecule: messenger RNA, 2904 nt
Organism: Quercus lobata
Lineage: Eukaryota; Viridiplantae; Streptophyta; Magnoliopsida; Fagales; Fagaceae
Product: probable serine/threonine-protein kinase DDB_G0268876
Exons: 4
Coding region: 538-2640 (700 amino acids)
Biological process (GO): protein phosphorylation; signal transduction
Cellular component (GO): cytoplasm
Molecular function (GO): ATP binding; protein kinase activity
Source: RefSeq, a predicted model, not a curated record
UUUGUGGAAUUUUCCCAGACAAGCUGACAAAACUGCUCGCCUCUUGUUCUUCUUGUUCUUGCUUUUGUUGUUGGGUCGUAUAGAUAUUCGUCAAAAUUCAUAAGAAAACCAAAAAAGCCCGACAAAAUUGCCACCUCGAAGUUUCCGAAACAAUAUCCAAUCAAAAAAAAAAAAAAACAAUUGAUCUUAUUGUGGGAAACUUCAAUUUCUUUUUGGGCCUGAGGAGGAGGUUUUUCUGUUUUUAUUUUUCACAAGCUCUGGUCGUAACCGAUUUUGAUCGAAUAGAAUUAUUCCGGCGACUUGGGUUCUUGAGAAUUUGAUAGCAAUUGGUGGUUUUUUGGAUGUUCAUUAAGUUGAUCGGGUGACUUGGGCUUGUGAGAAUAUGAGGUGAUUUUUUUGGGUGUUCAUGAAUUUGAUCGGUGAAAGAAUGAACUUUUUACUACAGGUUGCUGCUUAGUUAGAUUUUGUAUUACAUCUUGAAGAUUUGAGUUGCAUUUUCAUUAUUCUUGAAUACCCGAAUCACGAAUUCGCCUCUCUAUGCCCGGAAUGGAACAAUUCCGGCAUAUUGGAGAGGUGCUUGGAAGUAUGAAGGCCCUCAUGGUGUUGCAAGACGAUGUUCAAUUCAAUCAAUGUCAGUGCUGUUUGCUGUUUGAUAUUUUUUGCUUGGCAUUCGACACAAUUGCAGAGGAGAUAAGACAGAACCUGAAGUUUGAAGAGAAGAACAAGAAAUGGAAAGCUCUCGAGCCACCUUUGGGAGAGCUCUACAGGGUUUUUAAAGAAGGUGAGCUUUACAUUAAGUAUUGCUUGGAUUUCAAGGAUUGGUGGGGAAAAGCAAUCAGUAUCCAUCAGAACAAAGAUUGUGUUGAAUAUCACAUACACAACUUGCUCUGCUUAUUCCCUGCUGUAAUUGAGGCCAUAGAGAAUGCUGGAGAGAUAGCGGGACUCGAUGAGGAUGACAUGAAAAAGAGGAAAGUCGUGCUCACGAGGAAGUACAAUAAGGAGUGGAAUGACCCAAAACUUUUCUAUUGGAGAUUUGGGAAGCAGUACUUGAUCCCUCGAGAAAUAUGUAACCGGUUGGAGAGUGCUUGGAGGCAAGAUAAAUGGAGGCUUAUUGAAGCACUAGAGGAUAAGAGAAUUUUGCUCUCUGAUGCUUUGACAAAAAAUGAGCACCGCCUUGCAGACUUACUGAUCAAGAAACUAAAUGGGUCAGAGCAAUUUAAGGGGAAACUUUUUCCAAGUUCAAUUUUAUUAGGAGCAAAGGAUUACCAAGUGAGGCGCCGGUUAGAAGGGGGAGGCCAGUAUAAGGAAAUUCAUUGGUUGGGGGAAAGUUUUGUUUUGAGGCACUUCUAUGGGGAGGUUGAAUCUUUGAAUUCUGAGAUUUCUACCCUCCUAUCACUUUCCCACCCCAAUGUAUUGCAAUACCUUUGUGGCUUUUAUGACGACGAUAAGAAAGAGUGCUUGCUUGUUAUGGAGUUGAUAAACAAAGAUCUCAUCUCCUUCAUGAAGGAGAAUUGUAGCGCAAGGAGGCGGAUUCUGCUUUCUUUCCCGGUUGCUGUUGAAAUCAUGCUUCAGAUUGCAAGGGGCAUGGAAUAUCUCCACUCUCAGAAGAUCUAUCAUGGAGAUCUGAACCCUGCUAAUAUCCUUGUCAAAGUGAGGAAUUCCACAGAAGGCUAUUUACAAGUGAAGGUCUCAGGUUAUGGCUUAUCAUCAGUAAAAAAUACUACUCGAAACUCAACAGACCAAAAUACAGACCAAGUUACAACAGACACUUGUAUUUGGUAUGCGCCUGAAGUUCUGGCUGAGCAAGAACAGCCUGGAAGUGCUUUUACUUGUAAGUACUCAGAGAAAGCAGAUGUCUAUAGCUUUGGUAUGCUUUGCUUUGAGCUCUUGACAGGGAAAGUUCCUUUUGAAGAUGGCCAUCUACAAGGAGAGAAAAUGAGUCGAAAUAUAAGGACCGGGGAAAGGCCUCUCUUCCCAUUCCCUUCACCUAAAUGUCUUGUGAACUUAACCAAAAAAUGCUGGCAAAAUGACCCAGCUCAGCGCCCAAGUUUCUCAUCCAUCUGUAGGAUUUUACGUUCCAUCAAGAAAUUCCUUGCAAUGAACCCCGACAAUGGUCAACCUCAACUGCUCUCACCUUCUGUAGACUUAUGUGAAAUAGAGGCUUUGUUUGUAAAGAAAUUUCCUCCAGAAGAGGGUGGUGAUCCAGCUCCUGUAUCGCGAAUUCCAUUUCAAAUGUUUGCUUAUAAACUUGCUGAGAUGGAUAAGACUUCUAUGAGCGUUAAAGAUGAUAAGAGUCAGGAUCCAACAAAUGAUGCGACCUCAACUGACAGAGAUGAUGGCGUGUCUGUAGUGGAUGAUCAAUUGGUACCAGCUAGUGAUACAGCUUCAGUUAGUUUUGAUUUAAUAUCAGUUUCUUCUGAGACCCCAGUAAAGAAAAUUUCACAAAGAAAUAAACCUGCAGAACGUAAGAUGAGAAAAGGCCCAGGAACAACAAAAACACAAACACCAAGACAUUCACCAGCACAAUCACCAUUGAGAACAUUUAGCCACAAUUUGAGGCCAACCAAGGGGAGUAUGUCGCCAUUGACUAUGAGCCCUAUGCACCCAAGAAUAAGAGGCAGGCCUGUCCCUAAUUCUUAGGUUUGUAGGGACUUCACCUAACUGAAACAGAGUUGGUGGUGUUCCAUAGAAGUUUUUCCCAAAACAUGGGAUUCCCACAGUAGCUUGUCACAUGCAUCACUUUUUUUGUCUACUUCUGAAAAUGAAAAAAAGGAAAGAAAAAAAAAAUGUAGUUUUGUAUGAGGUUAGAGAUAGUGAACCUCCAUGACUGGCUGCAAACAAGCGUAUCCAUGUUAUAGGACUACAAUUUUGAAGUAGAUAUAUAUUUUUGUCAUUACACGGUUA